This is a messenger RNA of Perca fluviatilis (European perch), 2330 nucleotides long. Its product is annotated as receptor-interacting serine/threonine-protein kinase 4-like. NCBI's taxonomy places the organism in Eukaryota, Metazoa, Chordata, Actinopteri, Perciformes, Percidae. The transcript is spliced from 11 exons. Bases 210 to 1070 code for a protein of 286 amino acids. The record is from RefSeq and is a predicted model, not a curated record. Gene Ontology annotation, biological process: protein phosphorylation. Gene Ontology annotation, molecular function: ATP binding; JUN kinase kinase kinase activity.
CACUGACUGGGUGUGUGGACAGGUUGGACUGGUUCUGACGUCUCUCUGACUCUGAAGUUAUGAACUGUGACGGCGUCUUCAGAUCAAAUGCACAUCGACACCAGGACUGACGAGGGCCAAUGAGCAGCUUGUUCUCUCCCAGUGUUUCCUCGACACAUGAAGGAGGAAAGUGUCUGUAAACUGACCUGAAGAGACUUCAGCAGUGAACUAUGGAACAGUUUAUUGAAGACUCCAGCCUCGAGGACUGGAAGGUGAUUGGCUCCGGAGGUUUCGGACAAAUCUACAAAGCCAGGCAUCGUCAGUGGGCCUUUGAUGUGGCCAUUAAACUGCUUCGUUAUGACGACGGGACCAAUGCAUCUUUGCUGCGUGAGAUCAAGAGGAUGCAAGAAGCAAGCAGUCCGCAUGUUAUUCGUGUCCUAGGGGUCUUCAAGGGUCUACCGUCAAACACCAAGUCUGGCUUUUCAAAACAGCUUGGUGUGGUCAUGGAGCUCAUGGAGAGAGGAUCACUGGCCUCCCUACAGCUUACAGAUUUUGGCCUUUCCCGGAUUACCUACAGCGUCACACAGGUUUCCAAGAAGGACGAUAAAGAGGGAGGGGGGACGACCAACUACAUGCCCCCGGAGGCGUUUGGCUUAACAUACAAACCUAAACGAGCCUUUGAUAUUUACAGUUAUGCAAUACUCAUUUGGUCCAUUGUCACAGGGAAACAACCAUAUGGAAAUGCACAGCCCACCAGAGUGGAGCUCCUCAUCCCGGAGGGACAGCGUCCACUGCUGGACGAUAUCAAGGGCGAUGCUCUGGGGUUGGCAGAAUUGACAGGACUGUUGCAGAGAUGCUGGGACAAUAAACCGGAACAAAGGCCUCGAGCCCUUGAGUGUACAACUGAGACAGAACAUCUAUAUAAGAUGCACAAAGAUGCAAUUUUUGACGCUGUCCAUGAAGUGCAGAAGAAACUGGACCAAAAGGCAAAAGAAAAAAGUCAUGACACAGCAGGUUCAGAGGGAUCAAAUCACUGGGGCUUCAGCGGAGGAGAUCCAAAAGUCCCUGAGUGGAGUGAAGCUGUCUGCUGAUCCACCCCAGAGUGAAAUGGACACUCUCAGGGUGGACCAGGGUGGAGAGCAGGGGUUAAGACUUCGUCUGAUGAAGUAUGUCUGUGAACUGGAACUGGACACAAACACAGUACAGAGAUACCUCAAACUGUCUGACAACAACAGGAAGGUGACACGUGUGGAGGAGCUUCAGUCAUAUCCUGAUCAUCAGACAGAUUUAACUACUGGCCUCAGCUGCUGUGUAGACUGGUCGCUGUUACUGGGAGGUCGAGAGGAGAGGAGUGGUUGAUAUAUCAGUGUGUUAUAGAGGAAUCAGCAGGAGAGGAGAGAGUGUAGACUGUAAGUUUGGAUGUAAUGAUCAGUCCUGGUAUCUGAACUGCUCUGAAGAAGAUGGUAGUUACUCUGUCUGGUACAAUAAGAAACACACAUACAUCAACACCUCCUCCCCCUCUUCUGACAGAGUAGCAGUGUAUGUGGACAUUCCUGCUGGCACUCUGUCCUUCUACAGAGUCUCCUCUGACUCACUGAUCCACCUCCACACCUUCAACACCACAUUCACUCAAUCUCUUUAUCCUGGGUUUAUGGUCUGGUCUGGUUCCUCAGUGUCUCCGAGUCCUCUGCAGGACUAAGAGUCUCUCCUGGGGACAGAAACACUGACUGAAGAUCAGCUGCUGAAAUCAAAGUUCAGUCUGUUUACCAUCACACACACUCUGCACUGUGAAGAAGAUCUGAGACUCAAACACAAAAACAUUCAUCUGAUUUCAUCUCUGGGAUUAUCAACGGCCAAAAUCUAUACGUUUCAUCUUUAGGGCUAUCAUUUGUUUAUUUGAUCAUAUCAUGAUUUCAUUCAUCAGUUGACUCUCUUUACUGAGAUUGAUACAACCCCCCCCCCAAUAAUCAAAAACUAUGUGACUCAGUGCAGCCUACUCCAAAAACCUAUUAUAUUUUCUUUACAUACAUAAAUACAUUUGCACCAUAAAUGAAUGCAGAAAAGGCAAAACUUGUGCAGAAAAAUAAACCAGAAUGCAGAAAAAAGUGUUUGAUGUUCAAAACUCUCCCAAUGUUGAACCCAAAGUUCCCCUGUUGGGUUCAACAUCAUCAGUAUUCAGCCUGAGGUGGAUCUUUGCCUCACAAAGUCAUAAUUAUGACUUUCCAUGAGUAUUUUACUAAUGUUCCUAACACUUGAUUCAUUCUGUGUUGUUAGUUUUCUCCUGUUGGUCUCUUUCAUACUUUUGCUCAACUUGCUCAUCAGUGUUGUGCAUGAACGCGCUAAAAGUUAAU